Durusdinium trenchii is the source of this 1045-nucleotide messenger RNA. The record is from the annotation of a GenBank genome assembly. NCBI's taxonomy places the organism in Eukaryota, Dinophyceae, Suessiales, Symbiodiniaceae.
CUUUUGGCUCAAGUAAGGCGGGGCGAGCCUGAGACCUCUGGGAACUCAGACAGUUUGUUUCUCCGUUUUGUGACCGAAUGCACAUACCGUUUCGACGGAGAUACGUGCGAAGUGUCACAAAGAUGUUCCGUCCAUUACAGGGAACCCAUGGGAACCCGGUGUUUGAAAGUAUGAGGGUUUCGUUCCUAAAACGGAGUUUGGUGUCUCAUGUGGCGGCUUGCUGUGCAACGAACAUGGAGGCCAAUCAAGCUGAGCAAAGCCUCCCCCUAGAGGCUUCACAGGAACUGUGCUCGGCUGUGCCUCAAGAUCGAGAGAAAGUCCGCAGUGCCAAAGCUUGGGCGAAUUAUCAGGCCUUUUUGGAAUCACCUGGCGGCAAGUGCCCGCACUGUUGGCUGAUGAGGCGGCAUUGCUGUUGCGAAGGUUUGCCGAAGUUGAUUCUUCGUUUGCGAGUUGUCGUCCUCCUGCAUCACCUGGAGAUCGGGCAACGGAAAGCUUCAAACACUGCGAAGCUUUUGGCACACUUCGGGGCAGAGCUGCUGUGCUGGGGAGUGGAAGAACACGAUGCCAGGCUUCUGCAGAUCAUCGAUGAGGACAUGGAGGGGACCGUGGUUCUUUUUCCAAGUGAAAAUGCAGUCCAAGCUUCUGAGCUGGCGCCCGAAAGGGCAGCGCCCGUGCGGCCGGUGCGGCAGGUGCUGGUUUUGGAUGGAGGGUGGCGCGAGUGCGUUCGAAUGAAUGCCUGGAUCAGCCGAGGUCAUUCCCGAUUUCAAAGAGCCAAAGAUGUGAAGACGUCACAUGCCAAGCGAUUUGUCACUCCACACUCCGCCAUGUCGACCGAGACAUCGUGCAAGGCCGUGCUCGAGAGAGAGAGAGAGAGAUCGUGCAUGUGUCCAUCCAGGAUUGAAGGACCUUCGACCAGGAUCGACUUGGAGGGCAGUCAACGUAGAGCGUAAGAGAGUUGCAAUUGCUGCCCAAUGGGGAGCGCAUGAAGUUGAUGAUUCACGUUGAUUGUAAUUGACAGGAGACAAUGGCUCAAGUUUGCAUAUUA